AUGCCCUCCCGCGCCCGCGGCAAGCAAGCAGUCUACAACACGCCCACCAUCCGCAACGGCGGCUUCGGCUACCUGCAAGUAGAAGCAAUCCACAACCGGCCCAUGUCGAUCGCGCGCCGCCACCUGGCCGCCAGCGAGCUGCGCAUGCGCAGCAUCGAGCCCAGCGAGCUCUCCUCCUCCGAAUGGGUGCGCUUCCUCGUCAUGGAGACGCCCGAGCGCGACAGGUGGAUUGCCGAGUUUGAGCGCCGGCGCCGCAACUCCAAUUCCUCGUCUUCGUCCGCCGAGGGGGGGUUGAGUAAGGAGGAGGAGGCGCGGUUGGAGGCUGUGGAGGCGGCGAGGGGGACUGCGGCCGAGGCGGCGCCGGUGGCUUUGCCUUCUGUCGCUGCUGCGUCUCCUGCCGGUGCGAGGACUGGUGUUACGCCUUCUGUUAGUGUGUGGGCGAGACGUUUUGAUGGGAAUGAGAGCGGGCAAUACUCUGCUCGGCGUCCGAGACAUGCUAGGCGUGCGGUCACCGAGAGCCUUAUCGAUGCUCCUGCGCCGCCUCCGACUUACGAGACUGCGGUUCGCUCUCGGUCGCCGCCGCCUGCUUACGAGCCUCGCAGCGAUGAUGAGGGGUCUGUUUCUCCUCGUCAUAUCCGGUUUGCCGUAUGA
Neohortaea acidophila is the source of this 651-nucleotide messenger RNA. RefSeq lists its product as uncharacterized. The record is from RefSeq and is a predicted model, not a curated record. The coding region runs from base 1 to 651 and encodes 216 amino acids. The transcript has a single exon. Lineage: Eukaryota; Fungi; Ascomycota; Dothideomycetes; Mycosphaerellales; Teratosphaeriaceae.